GGCGGCAUCAGUUUGAUCAAGGCAACGACAAGCCACAAAAAUCCCAUUCGUCACCUGCCUUGAGCUUAUCCCAAUUGUCCAAAGUAGUUUGUUGUCCUUGGUUGUUGAUAAGCAAUCUUCUCUUUCCUCUAUCCUCUUUCACAUGACAAAGACCCUAGAUCUCUCUUGAUCAAGACCAAUUAGGAGAGAAAAACAACUACUAACCAGGCAUCAGCCAUGGCAACUCUAACGUUUCAUUCAUUGACAGGAACCCUGGAAAGGAUCCCAGCAUCAUGUUCUUGUUCAAACCCAAGGAUGUCAACUUCUUUCCAUUGCAAUUCCAAGGGUGAGAAAAGGGUGUCAAGAAUGACAGUAAAAGCUAUGGGGGCAGCCAAGUAUAAAGGGACUCAGAUGAGGGAGAAGCAGCUGGCUGAGAUGAUUGAGAAGAAAGUGACAGAGGCCAAGGAAGUUUGUGAAGGAGACGAGACUUCUGAUGAGUGCAAGGUGGCUUGGGACGAGGUUGAAGAGGUAAGCCAAGCCAAGGCUGAUCUCAGGCUUAGACUUGAAAUCGAAAAGAAAGAUCCUCUUGAAUUUUUCUGCCAGGAGAAUCCUGAGACUGAAGAGUGCAGGGUCUAUGAAGAUUGAUGAAGAAACCCUUUCUCUUGUCUAGUUUCAUCAGUUUUAUAUGGUGGAAAAAAAUGGCUGCAAGGAAUUAAGAAGAUCUGUAGAACAGUUAACCAACUUUCUUUGUUUGGGGAUUGAGUUAUUGUUGUUAGUGCAUGGUAUGUAUCUAUACUGUUAUGCUAUGUUUCUUUCAGUUUUAGAUGAAUUGGAUUAAUUAAGAUAGCUGAAGCUCAAAUUAUAUUGUAAAACCUUGUUGUUUUUAGCAUAAUACAAUGUUUGUUGGAGAAAUUGAGAUAUU
Messenger RNA from Theobroma cacao (cacao), 901 nucleotides. It is a transcript of the gene CP12-3, whose product is annotated as CP12 domain-containing protein 3. The record is from RefSeq and is a predicted model, not a curated record. Lineage: Eukaryota; Viridiplantae; Streptophyta; Magnoliopsida; Malvales; Malvaceae. Gene Ontology annotation, biological process: negative regulation of reductive pentose-phosphate cycle. Gene Ontology annotation, cellular component: chloroplast.